UCUGAUCUAAAACUGUUACUGAUUCAUUGACAAUCGACAUCAUCAGCAACUUCUCAAACUCCAUCCUAAUUGCAAUAUAUAAUUUCUGCGAAAAGUAAUCAACAAAUUAACAAUUUUCUGUGCAAUGGAUAUCGAUUUAACUGAUCCUGAAUUGGAAAAAGCUGCAACCAGAAUUCAAGCAACAUUCAAAGGAUACAAGGUUAGGAAGGAAGUUAAGGAAAAGACUCCUGAAAAUGAGGAACAACCCAAAGAAAUCCAGCGAAGUGAUUCAAUCGAUAUCGAUUUAAAUGAUCCUGAUGUUGAAAAAGCAGCGACCAAGAUUCAGGCCACUUUUCGAGGAUACAAAUCACGUCGAGAAGUAAAAAAGGAUUGAUACCAAUUCCAGUUAAUUAAUCAUAAUAACAAAAAAGAUAACAGUUUCCAACGGGUUUCAAUGAUGAUGAUGAUGAGGAUGAGGAUGGAGAUGAAGAUGAGGAUUAAGAUGGCAAGGAUGAUAUUUACUGAUGAUGUUGAUGAUUAAUCAAUCCUGAUGAUACAACUAAAUUUAAACUGCAAUGAUAUUAAUAACAUUAAUGGUAAUAGGAGAUUUUCAAAUCAACUCGAAACUUUUUUUUCCCUCUCACAAUUGAAUGAAUUAUAAUAAUCAAUCAGAUUCAUUCUUGUAUUGAUCUACUAACAGCAAAUCAUCAUCGUAAUCAUCAUCUUUGUAUCUUCAUCCUCAUCUUUAUCAUCUGAUCAUCAUCACCAUCACCAUCACCACCACCACAACCACAACCAUCAAUCAAGUUAAUCAUGAUUAACUUGAACAAUUUUCUGGCUACAAUUUUUUUCCCUCUCAAUCUUUUACAAUAAGAAACAAUUUCCAACAAACAAACUAAUCAAUUCCUAAUCUUUAAUCAUCAACGAUUUAAUUACACACACACAAUAACCAAUUUUAAUUUUAUCUUUAAUUAACUUUACCCAAGCAAACAACAAUUAACAAGAAGAAGACACGAAAAAAAAAACUGAUCACAAUAAUGGCAACAAUUAACUUAAUCAUCCUUUUUACUUAUAAAUCAAUUUCAAGAAACGACAACAACAACAACAAUUAGAUUGAAACAAUUGAUUACUAUUAGUUAACAACCAAACAAUUUAAUUAAUUUGAGUUUUAUUCAUUGAUUAUUAUUAUUAUCGUUUAGUAAUUAACUCAAUUGUAUCUUAUCAUUAUCAUUAUCAUCAUCAUCAAAAUCAUAAUAAUCAUUAUGAUGAUUAUUGUUGUUACCAUUAAUUAAUUAAUUCCCAACUUUUUUUUGUUCAGUUUUAAUCAUUUACAAUUAAGUUUUAUCCAAAUUUGAUUAAAGGUUAACAUUAAUUACGA
Panonychus citri (citrus red mite) is the source of this 1357-nucleotide messenger RNA. RefSeq names its product sperm surface protein Sp17-like (gene igl). NCBI's taxonomy places the organism in Eukaryota, Metazoa, Arthropoda, Arachnida, Trombidiformes, Tetranychidae. The transcript has 3 exons. Gene Ontology annotation, molecular function: calmodulin binding. The record is from RefSeq and is a predicted model, not a curated record. The coding region runs from base 125 to 373 and encodes 82 amino acids.